Molecule: messenger RNA, 3434 nt
Organism: Myiozetetes cayanensis
Lineage: Eukaryota; Metazoa; Chordata; Aves; Passeriformes; Tyrannidae
Gene: ITGA6
Product: integrin subunit alpha 6
Exons: 26
Coding region: 468-3434 (988 amino acids)
Biological process (GO): cell adhesion mediated by integrin; leukocyte migration; integrin-mediated signaling pathway
Cellular component (GO): external side of plasma membrane; integrin complex
Molecular function (GO): integrin binding
Source: RefSeq, a predicted model, not a curated record
CCUGGCAGUCUGUGAGUUCUGCAGAGUGCUGCUGUGUUAGUGCUAUGUUUAAAUGCACAGGUUUGCAGCAACAAAUCUCCUCGUGCACAUGUAGUCCUUGAUGCUGACUUUGUGCCUGAGAUUUUCGAGAUUUGGAGAGAGCCAAGACUUCACCUGAGAGUGCCUAAAAUAUCGCAAUGCCUCCUAUUGUUGUACUUCUGGAACUGUGUUGCCAAUGAAGGUGUGUUGCUUAGAGAUUUGAGACUUCAACGAGACCUUCCGAGCUGUGGCUACCUCUUGAAUGCCUUCGUACUGGGAAAAUCCUGGCAGAGGAUGAUUUGUGGUAAAGGUUGCUGGUUGGAGCUCCUCGGGAAAAGGCCUUUCCAGCCCAACAAGCCAACAGAACAGGAGGACUGUACAGCUGUGACAUUGCAUUUCCAAAUAAAAAUUGCAUACGUAUCAAAUUUGAUGAGGAGACUGACCCGAGGAUGGAGAGUAAAGAGGACCAAUGGAUGGGUGUAACUGUCCAAAGUCAGGGGCCAGGAGGAAAUGUGGUGACCUGUGCACAUCGCUAUGAGAAAAGGCAGUAUGUAAACACAGUGCAGGAAACCCGGGAUAUCAUUGGAAGGUGCUAUGUGCUGAGCCAGGACCUCACCAUUAAGGAUGAUAUGGAUAAUGGAGUCUGGAGUUUUUGUGAUGGUCGUUUAAGAGGCCAUGAGAAGUUUGGUUCCUGUCAGCAAGGUGUUGCUGCUACUUUUACUAGAGACUAUCAUUAUAUUGUGUUUGGUGCCCCAGGCACUUACAAUUGGAAAGGGGUGGUUCGUGCAGAGCAAAAGAAUCAGACAUUUUAUGAUCUGGGUAUCUUUGAUGAUGGGCCUUAUGAAGUUGGUGAUGAGAGCCGCCAAGAUAAGAAUCUAGUUCCUGUUCCAGCUAACAGUUACUUAGGUUUCUCUUUGGACUCUGGUAAAGGAAUUGUCUCCCAAGAUGAGAUGACUUUUGUGUCUGGUGCCCCAAGAGCCAACCACAGCGGAGCAGUUGUUUUACUGAAAAAAGAGAAAAAUCAGAGAGCACUUUCACUGGAGCACAUGUUUGAAGGAGAAGGGCUGGCCUCUUCUUUCGGCUACGAUGUUGCUGUUGUGGACCUCAACAGUGAUGGAUGGCAAGACAUUGUUGUGGGAGCGCCGCAGUACUUCGACAGAAGCGGCGACAUCGGCGGCGCUGUGUAUGUCUACAUCAACCGCCAGGGCAAGUGGGACGGCGUGAAACCCAUUCGGCUGAACGGAACCGCCGACUCCAUGUUUGGGCUUGCAGUUGAAAACGUCGGGGAUGUUAAUCAGGAUGGGUAUCCAGAUAUCGCAGUUGGGGCUCCGUAUGAUGGUUUUGGCAAAGUAUACAUUUAUCACGGAUCCAAGAAUGGAAUAAAUACAAAACCAGCACAGAUUCUUGAUGGUGAAAAAACAAACACCAAUUUCUUUGGUUACUCUAUUGCUGGAAACAUGGACCUGGAUAAAAAUUCCUACCCUGAUAUUGCUGUUGGUUCCCUUUCAGAUUCUGUAAAUGUGUACAGAUCUCGGCCUGUGAUAAGCAUUAGAAGAAACAUUACAGUACAGCCUGACAGAAUUGAUCUAAAGAAAAAGAAUCCUGAGGACCAUAGUGAAAUAUGGAUGGAUGUGAAAGCAUGUUUUAAAUAUACUGCAAACCCUCGAGAUUUAAAUCCAAGGAUAAAGAUCAACUAUACGUUUGAAGUGGAAAAUGAGAGGCGGCAGCUGGGCUUGCCAUCCAGGGUUCGGUUCAGUGACCACUCGUCUGAUCAGUUUACUGCAAGUACAACCCUGAAGGGACAGAACUCAUGGCAGUGUGUGACUACAAAGCUUGUACUACAGGAAAAAAUUAAAGAUAAGCUACGUCCCAUUCCAAUAUCAGUCAGUGUUAAAAUUGCUGGCCUGGAGUCUAGCUCACCAUCCACAAGAAAAGAGAGUGCACUUCCAGAUCUUAUACCAAUUCUAAAUUCAAAUGAAUCUGAAACAAAGACCACAAAAGUGGAGUUCUUAAAAGAAGGAUGUGGAGAAGACAAUGAAUGUCACAGCAAUCUGAAACUUCAGUACCGGUUUUGCACUAGAGAAGGAAAUGAAGACAGGUUCACUUCUCUACCGCUGGAAAAUGGUGUGCCAGUGCUUGUUCUGAAAGAUCAGAAAGAUAUUGCCCUGGAAAUAACAGUGACAAACAAUCCAUCUAAUCUAAAAAAUCCACAAGAUGGUGAAGAUGCAUAUGAAGCUAAACUAAUUGCAAAUUUUCCAGACAGUCUGACAUACUCUGCAUUCAGGGAAAUGAGGGGUUAUCCUGAAAAACAGCUAACGUGUGGUGCUAACCAAAAUGGUUCUCAAGCAGACUGUGAACUUGGAAAUCCUUUUAAGAGAAAUUCCAAUGUAACCUUUUAUCUGAUCUUAAGUACCACUAAAGUUAAUGUUGAUACAACAGACUUGGACAUUAACCUGAAGCUGGAAACAACGAGCACUCAAGUUAAUUUGACUCCAAUUACAGCCAGUGCUAAAGUGGUUAUUGAAUUGCUUUUAUCGCUCACUGGAAUUGCUAAGCCUUCUCAGGUAUAUUUUGGAGGUAACAUCGUUGGUGAGAGUGCUAUGAAAUCUGAAGAUAAUAUUGGAAGCCUCAUUGAGUAUGAAUUCAGAGUAACUAACUUGGGCAGACCACUGAAAACAUUUGGUACUGCUUCCCUGGACAUCCAGUGGCCAAAAGAAAUUAGUAAUGGCAAAUGGCUGCUUUAUUUGAUGAAAAUAGACUCCAAAGGCUUGGAAAAAGUCUCCUGUCAACCUGAGAAGGAAAUCAACAGUCUGAAUGUUGCGGAAUCCCAUAACUCAAGAAGGAAGCGUGAGGUUGCAGAGAAGCAGAUCACAGAGAGCCAGGCAUUUCCUUUAUUUGCAGAAAGAAAACACAAAAUCUUGGACUGCAAUGUGAAUGCACGGUGUGUGGACAUAAAAUGUCCCCUGAAGGGUUUAGACAGCAAGGCAUCUAUUGUGCUGCGUUCCAGACUGUGGAACAGCACUUUCUUAGAGGACUUCUCCAAAAUGAAUUACCUGGACGUUCUUGUUAGGGCUUCUAUCAGUGUUCCUGCUGCAGCUAAGAAUGUUAAACUCACAAAUGAAGUUGCUCAGGUGCGUGUUACUGUCUUUCCUGCAAAACCAGUAGCCCUUUAUACAGGAGUACCUUGGUGGAUCAUUGCAGUGGCUAUUCUUGCUGGAAUACUGAUGCUUGCACUGCUGGUAUUCUUACUGUGGAAGUGUGGAUUCUUCCGGCGUUCCAGGUACGAAGACAGUGUCCCCAGCUACCACGCUGUAAGAAUUCCAAAAGAAGAGCGACAGAUCAAAGAUGGGAAAAACAAAGACCUUGAGACAAAACAGUGGCUCACAAAAUGGAAUGAAAAUGAAAGUUAUUCUUAG